UAGCUGAGGGGCUCUUUCUAUUCUAGGUGUGGGCACGUUCAUGAGUAUAGUACUAAAAAUAGAUAAAAAUUUCAUCAAGAGAAUAAUAAAUUAUCAUUAACUAGCUAGCAGAAUACCAAGAAAUUAUGCAGUCGAUCUAAUUUGAAAAGCAAUUGAUCAAUUGCUCAAAUGAAGCAUGUAUAAAGAGUUUCUCUUUCUAACCCAUGCUAGGGUUCUUCUUCCUUUCCAACUCCAAGAUGAGGGGACACUCAACUGCCAUGGCGGUGGCCGUAUUGUUGCUUUUCUCCUCUCACAUGGCCACUUCCAACACAGAGUCAUGGAGAGAGAUACUAGGCCUUCAAAAGGAGAAGGUGAGUCACCUCCACUUCUACUUUCAUGAUGUUAUCACUGGUAAGAACCCAACCUCUAUAGCUGUGGCCGGCGCCAACACCACCCUGACCUCGCCCACCUUCUUCGGCCUAGUCAAUGUGGUGGACAAUACCCUCACUAAGGGACCUAAACCCACAUCGAAACUUAUAGGAAGGGGGCAGGGAUUCUUCGCGUCUUCGUCACAGAGUGAAAUUAGCUUCUUCAUGGCAAUCAACUUUGUGUUCAUGGAGGGCAAGUUCAACGGCAGCACACUCACUAUGGUAGGGAGGAACCCGAUAAUGCAUAAGGAGAGGGAGAUGACAGUGGUGGGCGGAUCCGGGGCUUUUCGCUUGGCCAGAGGCUAUGCUAUAGCCAAGACCUUUGUCUCAGACCUGAGAACCAAGAAUGCAAUUGUGGAGUACCAUAUCACAGUCAUCCAUUUCUAGGGAAAUUAGUAUUCAUCUGUUCUUGUUCUCUGUUUGAAUGUUCAGUGUGUGCUGUAAUGCUUCUAAAGCGGUUUGAUUUAUUAAAUAACAGUUUGUAUUAUUGAUUUCGGAAUAGUUUGGCAAUU
This is a messenger RNA of Amborella trichopoda, 919 nucleotides long. RefSeq names its product dirigent protein 22. The record is from RefSeq and is a predicted model, not a curated record. Lineage: Eukaryota; Viridiplantae; Streptophyta; Magnoliopsida; Amborellales; Amborellaceae.